UUUGUAAGUUUUCCAAGAUUCCCUCAAUGAGGGCGUACGGACAAUUCGUAGCUGCUAUUUGUUCGUCAGUGGAGCGGAGCAGUUGUAUUCAGACAACAAAGAAAUGGGAAUUUUAUCGAAUAGGCAUUGUUUUCACCAAACACAAGAACAACUGUUCAACUGCUUCUUCUUUCUUUGGUUCUUUCAGACAGGAAAGAAUCAUGGCAAGUCUCUGGAAAUUGAUCUCUGCACUUCAUCUGUUUCUCUCAUGGUUUCUUGCUGUAUUUGCAGCCACAGAUUCCCGCGAUCUGGCUGCUCUGAACGCGCUAAAGUCGAGCUGGAAGAACUUGCCGCCGAACUGGGCAGGCGGCGAUCCUUGUGGCAGCGAAUGGGACGGCGUAAAUUGCACUGGCGCACGAGUGACGUCUUUAACGUUGGCUGGCGUCGGAGUCGAAGGCAGCGGGAUCAGCGACAUUUCGUCGUUAACCGGGUUACAGCUCUUGGAUCUUUCGAACAACAUCGGUCUUAAAGGGACACUCCCGUCGUCUAUCGGGAACCUGAAGAACCUCACAAUCUUGAUUUUGGUGGGUUGUAGCUUUUUCGGUCCCAUUCCCGAUUCGAUCGGAUCUCUUGACCAGCUCGUGUACAUAUCUUUGAACUCGAAUGGCUUCACGGGACGGAUUCCGUCCUCCCUCGGCAAUCUAUCGCAGCUAUCGUGGCUCGAUCUCAGCAUGAACCGGCUUAACGGCACGAUUCCCGUCUCCGACGGCAACACUCCCGGUUUGGAUAACCUACACUCUGCUCGACACUUCCAUUUCUCGAACAAUCAGCUCUCCGGGUCGGUCCCCGACGAACUAUUCAGCUCGAAAAUGAGCCUCAUACAUGUGAUAUUCGACAACAACCAGCUUACGGGGAAUCUACCGUCGUCUCUUGGAUCGGUAGCAACGUUGGAGGUCAUACGCUUCGAUCGGAAUCUUCUCGAUGGACCUAUCCCUGGGAGUCUCGGCAACCUCACGAAUCUAGCUGAACUGUACUUGUCCAACAAUAAGUUCAGCGGAUCUAUCCCCGACCUGACGAACAUGAUCGCCCUGCAAUAUGUGGACAUGAGCAACAACAGUUUCGACGCAGCAGAAGCUCCGGAAUGGUUCUCGAGUAUUCAGUCUUUGACAACGCUAAUGAUGGCGAACACGGCGCUUCGAGGGCAAAUCCCGGUCGAAAUCUUCAGACUUCCUCAAUUAGAGACACUAAUUCUCAGCAACAACGACUUGAACGGUACCUUAGACAUCGGCGAUCGCUACAGCAGCAACUUGACGGUCGAUCUGCAGAACAAUGGCAUCAGCGACUUCCGGCAGAAAUCAAACUACAAUCUGGCAAUAACACUCGCCGGAAAUCCUGUCUGCAACUCGAAUGGAGGAAAGGAUAAGUACUGUACGAUAGAGAGCCGUCCAAAUACAUUCUUACCGUUGAAUAACUGUACGGAAACGUCUUGCCGUAAAGGGAAAGUUUUGAGUCCAAAUUGCCGAUGCUCCAAUCCGUACACCGGAACUCUCCAUUUCUAUUCCUUUUCCUUCUCCGAUUUGCAGAAUGCGAGCUACAACAAUAUCCUUUACGGUGCUGUUAUGACUGCUUUCCGCUCGAACGGGAUUCCUGUCGACACGGUUCUCCUCAGUAAUCCAGCGAUAGAUAGUUAUUCUUACCUCAAGUUCCCGUUGCAAAUAUUUCCUUCUACAGUGGAUGUGUUCAAUCGAACCUCGGUUUCGAGCAUGGGAUUCAUUCUCAAUCGCCAACCGUUCCAGAUUGAAUAUUUCGGGCCGUUCUUCUUCAUCGAUGAACCAUAUUGUUGUUUCGGAGGAUCGAAAGAGUCGUCGCAUGUUGGCAUUAUCAUUGGAGCCGCGAUCGGCGGUUCGUUUCUCGUAUUUCUGAUUCUCCUGGCUGGAAUCUACGCUCUUCGACAGAAGAGGAAGGCAAAAAGGGCCAUCGAGAAGAGCAAUCCAUUCGCUUCGUGGGAUCCUGCAAAAGAAAGCGGCGCUGUCCCGCAACUUCAGGGCGCGAAAUGGCUCUCAUUCGAAGAUCUGAGGAAAUCCACGAACAACUUUUCCGAAUCAAAUUGCAUUGGUUCUGGAGGAUACGGAAAGGUUUAUAAGGGAACGGUCGUACCUGCGCAAGCAGUGGCUAUAAAGCGUGCUCAACAGGGAUCGAUGCAGGGCGCCCUCGAGUUCAAAACAGAGAUCGAGCUUCUGUCAAGGAUUCAUCAUAAGAACGUCGUUAGCCUGGUGGGAUUUUGUUACGAGCAAGGCGAACAAAUGCUGGUCUAUGAGUACAUACAGAAUGGAACGCUCCAGGAUUGGCUCUCAGGAAAGUCGGGAUCAUGGCUGACCUGGAACAAAAGGCUUGGUAUAGCGCUCGAUGCUGCCCGAGGAUUGUCGUAUCUCCACGAGCUCGCCGACCCUCCGAUCAUCCACAGAGACAUCAAAUCGAACAAUAUCUUACUCGACAACAAUUUGAACGCCAAAGUCGCUGAUUUCGGCCUGUCGAAGCUCCUGGGCGAUACCGGAAAGGGCUAUGUCACCACACAAGUUAAGGGGACAUUGGGAUACUUGGAUCCCGAAUAUUACAUGACCCAACAGCUGACUGAGAAGAGCGACGUGUACAGCUUCGGAGUCGUCUUACUAGAGCUGGUGACGGCGAGAGCUCCGAUACAGAAAGGAAAACACAUCGUAAAAUUCGUUCAGGAAGCCAAUUUUGAUCAGAUUGUCGAUCCAAAUCUAGAGUCAGCGUCGAAACUUCCCGGUGUAGUCGAGUUUGUGGACCUGGCGAUGAGCUGUGUGAGAGAAUCUGCUGGAGAAAGGCCGACGAUGGGAGAGGUUGUGAGAAAGAUCGAGAACAUAAUGCAGUCGACAAAUCUUGACAAGAAAAUUGAUCGACCGCUCUCUUCCUAUAGCUUCGAGGAAACAACUGACGAGAGCCCUCUCCAUUCUCAGGCUGCUGAGGUGAGCUACGGUUCGUUUCCUUUCCCAGUACAUCGUCAAUGAGCAAAUCUAUUCUUUUCACAAUCGAAACUGCAGAAAGGAAACUAUUAUGCACAAUACGACAUUUAUUCAUUAUGUUCUAAGGUUUAUACGGCAAAUCGAGCAUAAACACAUUCUGUAAUACUAUUGUAUAGUUCGACGUGACAAUAUACAUCGGCAACAUCCAAAAUUUUGACAUUAUAGAGUGUAUGUAUCAUCUGGAUUUCACUUUGAUUCAAUCAAAAUAUCAUCAGAUUGUUAUCUC
Molecule: messenger RNA, 3252 nt
Organism: Andrographis paniculata
Lineage: Eukaryota; Viridiplantae; Streptophyta; Magnoliopsida; Lamiales; Acanthaceae
Product: leucine-rich repeat receptor protein kinase HPCA1-like
Exons: 20
Coding region: 27-3011 (994 amino acids)
Biological process (GO): protein phosphorylation
Molecular function (GO): ATP binding; protein kinase activity; protein binding
Source: RefSeq, a predicted model, not a curated record